CGGAAACCAGGGCUUCAAUCUCAAGAAAAAAAGCCCAUUAACAUUCCCAGAACUGAAUGGGACCCACCAACGACGGACUUCUGGAAUACUCAAGGUUUGGUCCAUUACAAUUCACAACCGGCGAUACUCGCCGGAGCUCAACUCUCAACCGUUGAUUUCAUCAACACCCAACACAUCGUAGGUGAAGAAUAAGCCACCGUUCUCCCAUGUUUUCCAUCUCCAAUGCCCUCUUUCUCUUCCCAAACUCGCAUUUUCAGAGUCCCAUUCCGAACCAAACCCAAUAACAAGAAGCCCAAGAUCAAGCCUCCCUGCAUCGUCCAAACCUUCUUCAACCUCUUAUCUCAAGGCCACCUCACACAAGCCGUCGAAUCACUAGACCUCUUAGCACGUAAAGGCCUGCGCUUAGACUCAAAAACGCUUUCUCUUCUCUUAAAAGAGUGUGCAAACUCUAAUUCUUUGAAAGAAGGCAAAUGGGUUCACCUCCAUUUGAAGCUGACGGGUUUGAAACAUCCGAACACGUUAGUAUCGAACCAUUUGAUAUACAUGUAUUGUAAAUGUGGCGAUCAUGCCGAAGCUCGUAAAAUGUUUGAUAAAAUGUCUAUGAGGAAUUUAUACUCCUGGAACAAUAUGCUUUCUGGUUAUGCAAAGUUAGGAAUGGUGAAGCCAGCGAGGAGGUUGUUUGAUGAAAUGCCUGAAAGGGAUGUUGUGUCGUGGAAUACAAUGGUUAUUGCGUACGCUCGAAUUGCGGAUUGUAAUGAGGCUUUGAGGUUUUAUAAAGAGUUGAGGAGAUCAGAUAUUAGCUUUAAUGAGUUUAGCUUUGCUGGGGUUUUGACAGUUUGUGUGAAGUUAAGGGAAUCGGGACUUACCAGGCAAGUUCAUUGUCAGGUUUCUGUUGCUGGGUUUUUGUCAAAUGUGGUUCUUUCCAGUUCCAUUGUUGACGCUUAUGCAAAAGGUGGGGAGAUGGAUGGUGCAAGGAGAUUGUUUGAUGAGGUCUCCAUAAAGGAUGUCCUUGCUUGGACCACUUUGGUUUCGGGAUAUGCUAAGUGGGGAGAUAUGAAAUCAGCUAGAGAACUAUUUGAUGUGAUGCCAGAGAAGAACCCUGUCUCUUGGACUGCUUUGAUUUCAGGGUAUGCUCGCAAUGGCAUGGGAUACAAAGCCCUUGAGCUAUUCACAAAUAUGAUGAUGUGGUGUGUGAAACCAGAUCAAUUCACUUUUAGUAGUUGCCUAUGUGCUUGUGCUAGUAUAGCUUCACUUAAGCACGGUAAACAAAUCCAUGCCUCUUUAAUAAGGACUGGUUUCAAACCUAAUACUAUUGUUGUAAGCUCUCUCAUUGACAUGUAUUCGAAGUGUGGAAGUUUGGGAGUUGGGCAACAGGUUUUUGAUAUGAUGGGUAACAAACAAGAUGUUGUGUUGUGGAACACAAUGAUAUCUGCCUAUGCCCAGCAUGGUUAUGGUGAGGAUGGAAUAAUAAUGUUUGUUGGCAUGGUGAGAUCAGGUGUGCAACCCGAUAGAAUCACAUUUGUUGUCAUUCUUAAUGCAUGUAGUCAUUCAGGGCUUGUCCAGAAAGGCCUUAGCUAUUUUGAGUCAAUGAGUCGUGAUUAUGGCAUUGUUCCGGAUGAAGAACAUUAUGCAUGCCUAAUUGAUCUUUUGGGUCGAGCAGGAUGUUUUAAUGAGGUGAUGAAUCAGCUUGAGAAGAUGCCAUGUAAACCUGAUAAUCGUGUUUGGAAUGCAUUGCUUGGCAUUUGCAGGAUACAUGGAAACAUAGAGUUGGGAAGAAAGGCAGCUGAACACCUUAUUGAGUUGGAGCCUCAAUCCUCUGCAGCAUAUGUCCUACUUUCAAGUAUUCAUGCUGCCCUUGGGAAGUGGGAUUCUGUGGAGCAAGUGAGAAAGCUUAUGAAUGAGAGACAUGUGAGGAAAGAGCGAGCCAUUAGUUGGUUAGAACUUGAAAAUAGACUACAUUCUUUUACUGUAUCCGAUAGGUUGCACCCUUCGAAAGAAGAAAUAUACUCAGUUUUGGAACUAUUAGUCAGUCAGGAGAAACAUGAGGACUUGUUACAUGAUUCUGAGAGAUAAACCUUUGAAAUUUUCUUUUUGCCAGGUGAGUUCCAAACAAGAUAUAAGAAUCGUACCUCUGCGAUGUGUCAGCUUUGUAACAAUUUUCUUUGUUUGUCUCAAGUGGGCAAGCCUUAUGCUGUUGAUCCCUAUAAUUGAAUCUUCAUAAUGUUGCACCCAUCAUAUUUUUAUUUUCAGGAAAUAUUUUGAUAAGGGGAUUGGUUGAAUACGUUGUGCAUUUUUAUCAUGUAUUCAAUUUUUUUUGCCAUUAAAUUAGUAUAAGAGAUUUGUUCUUGCAAUCUUUCGUCAAACACUGUAGUGUGUGUGUGUGUGAUUAAG
Molecule: messenger RNA, 2391 nt
Organism: Ilex paraguariensis (yerba mate)
Lineage: Eukaryota; Viridiplantae; Streptophyta; Magnoliopsida; Aquifoliales; Aquifoliaceae
Source: the annotation of a GenBank genome assembly